Messenger RNA from Phytophthora sojae, 666 nucleotides. RefSeq lists its product as hypothetical. The transcript has 4 exons. The record is from RefSeq and is a predicted model, not a curated record. NCBI's taxonomy places the organism in Eukaryota, Oomycota, Peronosporomycetes, Peronosporales, Peronosporaceae. The coding region runs from base 1 to 666 and encodes 221 amino acids.
AUGAGGAGCACGUACGCGCGCUGCGCCCGCAAGAUCAGCAGCGUCAAGAAGAUGGACCUGACUGCCAUGCGCGGUGAGACGACCGAGCUCAACGCACCAAUAAACAGGUGUGCAAAGGUUGCUGCGGACACGGACACGCAGUACAAGGCGAGCCAGGGCCGCAUGGUCGCCGGCCAACAGGUGCAGCAGGAGGACGAGGACCCGGUGAUGAUCAUCGCGUCGGACGACGAAAUGUCCAGUGUCGAGGACAGCUCGGACUCGGAGGACGAGCAGGAAGGCGCGGGGCUCAAGGGCGCCCAGAAGGAGGCGCAACAGCAGCCGAAGGAGAACGAGAUCGCCGAGGACUUUAAGUUCGACGACGGCGGCGCCUUCCACACCGAGAGUGAGGACGAGAUGGAGGAGGAGUCGGAGUCCUCUGAUGACGAGAAGGAGGAGCAGGAUGUAGAAGAGGACGACGUUGUCGUGGAGGAGGUGAAGCGUCUCCAAUCGCUGCUGAAGGACAGCAAGAAGGAUCAGCAGUCGAGUGAAGAGCUGGUGGACGCGUUGGAGAAGAAGGCUGCCAAGUUCUUCGGGAUGGACCCUUUCGCUGCCGAGGAGUUCGGCAAGACCAAGUUCAAGCCUUUCGCCGACUUGAAGCUGUCUCGCCCCAUUAUGCAAACCAUCUAG